This is a messenger RNA of Osmerus eperlanus (European smelt), 3462 nucleotides long. RefSeq names its product family with sequence similarity 120 member B (gene fam120b). Gene Ontology annotation, cellular component: nucleus. The record is from RefSeq and is a predicted model, not a curated record. The transcript has 9 exons. Bases 316 to 2937 code for a protein of 873 amino acids. Lineage: Eukaryota; Metazoa; Chordata; Actinopteri; Osmeriformes; Osmeridae.
AGGAAAUCGUAGGCUGACUAGCUAGCAGCGUCGUUGAAGUCUCUAGCAAGAUAUUACAAGUAUCUGUAUUAGACAUUAGGUUUUACUUUAAGAAGAAUUAGGGGUGUAUUUGUCAUCUAAACUCUUUACCCAAACUCUCUCACCUGACUCACUAUAGGAUAGUGAGGCAGGGAUUUUCACAUAUCGGAAGGUCUGUUAGCAUUCUGCUUAGCAUGCAGCACACACGCAUGCCAUUGUUUUAACGAAUAUACAUGAAAAAUACUGUAAUUCCGUGAUUAUCAGACAUAGUCAGAAGUGGGAGUGACAGCAUCAUGCAUGUAUCCUGAACAUUAUUGGAUUACUGUACAAUUAAAGGCCUAUAGCCCUAUAUCGUAUUUCAGAGCAGAGAUGGGUGUGAAGGGCUUGCAGUCUUUCACUGAACAGUGCUGUCAAGAGGGCUGUAUGCCAGUGCACCUCCAAGAACUGGCCAGCCAGCAUGUCAGGAAUCAACCCUCAACAAGUGACCCCAAUCCUCCUACACUAGUGGUGGACGGUAUGGCCUGUGUGAGGCAGUGGUACAGCUGUCCGGCCUGGGUCCAUGGGGGUCAGUGGAAGCAUUUUCUCCACCUGCUGAAGGAGUGGGUGGGGGCCUUCACGUCUGCAGGGAUCCACCUAGUAUUCUUCUUUGAUGGUGUAGUAGAGGAACAGAAGAGGGCAGAGUGGGUUAAGCGGAGGCAGAGGGUAAACAGGGACAUUUCUAGACUGUUCACCCAUGUGAAGAGGCAGGGCCAGCAGCCAGGCCGGGACUUGUUCUGUCUGCCCUCGGCACUGGCCACCUUCUCCCUCUUCGCUCUGCGCUCCCUGGGCCAACAGGUCCACUGCUCUGUACGAGAGGCUGACUAUGAGAUUGCUACCUUCGCCCUUCAGCACAAUUGCAUUGGCAUACUGGGUCAGGACUCUGACUUUCUCAUCUAUGACAGUGCCCCCUACCUGUCAGUCAACCAGCUGUGUCUGGACCGCAUGACCACAAUGAUGUACUCCAGAGACUGCCUCUGCCACGCCCUCAAACUGCACAUGGCAGAGCUCCCGCUCCUGGCAUGUCUCCUUGGAAACGAUGUGGUGCCAGAAGCAAGGAUGCAGCAUGUGCGUAGCAGAGCCCUGGCGAUCUACCGCAAGACGCAUCAAUGCUCUGAUCCACCACUGAGGGAGAAGGUCCUGGCUGUAGCCCAGCUCAUAUUCUCCUCCCGGGGAUGCCUGGGUCCUGCAGGUCUGGAUCUAUCAGACUCAGACAGGCAGGUGCUGCAGAUGGGACUGCAGUACUACCUACUGCCAGGGCAGCAGUCACUGUGGGAGGGUCUAGUUUCCUCCUUUCCUCCUAGUCCUGUGUGUGCAAUGGAAAGAUACGUUUGCCCGGAAGUCCUCCAGGCAGCCAGGGAGAAGCACGCGCGAUGCGAGUGUUUCAUGGUGUACAACGUGCUGUACAACGGCAUGGUGGAGUGCAGUAACACCCUGGAGGAUAAGGAGGAUGAGGAUCUGGCUCCCCAGGCUCUGGUGUUUCAGCCAUGCAGGGAGCAGAUCUACGGAAUCCUGCUCCCAACACACCCAGCAGACAGCAAUGGAGAUGUCCCAACAGUCAAAGAGUGGUUUGUGUCCCCCAACAGCCAACUGAAGCAGCCCAACAUAGUCUUUCCUGCACCCCUCACCCACUCAGGUGGACAACCAGAUCUGAAGGUGUUGUGGUUUGGGCAGGACUCGGAAUCAUCUAGUCUCCGCCUGACUUGCUUCUUGUCAAUGUUUGGCUGUGAGGAGCUGUCAGUGGAGCAGGGCCAACUAGAAGUUUCUCUCCUGGCGGUACUCUGUCUGGUCACCUACAUCACCAAACAGGUGGAGCGCCUCAGUCUGGAGGAUGUAGACGCCUAUCUGAGCCAGGCCGUCUGUCUCAGGUCCAAGAGCCCCACGCAGCUACGACACACUGCAGUUCCUCAUGUGGACUCUCGGGCGAUCCAGCUGGGCUCUCUGUUUGUGCGCGGCCUGACCCAUCUGCUGGGUGCUAACAGUGCCUGUGGUCAGCCCCUGGCCAUGGAGGGGAUGAUGCCCUGGCACACCUUUGACGGCCUGCUCUUUCACUCCAAAUACCUGAUGGCACACACUGGCACACCCCACCACCUGCUGCUGGAGGACAAUGCCUCCUGGCUCUCCACGUUUGUCGGCCUGAGAGAGAAGGUUCUAGAGGCCUGCAGACGGAAGGGUAGAAUUGUCCAGUCCAUCCCCAGACACAGGAGAACACUCCCAGGGCAGCCGGUCACUGACAGACUGCAGCAGCACAGAGACACCCAGCAGCACAGAGACACCCAGCAGCACAGAGACACCCAGCAGCAUAGAGACACCCAGCACAGAGACACCCAGCAGCACAGAGACACCCAGCACAGAGACACCCAGCACAGAGACACCCAGCAGCACAGAGACACCCAGCAGCACAGAGACACCCAGCAGCAUAGAGACACCCAGCACAGAGACACCCAGCAGCACAGAGACACCCAGCACAGAGACACCCAGCACAGAGACACCCAGCAGCACAGAGACACCCAGCAGCACAGAGACACCCAGCAGCACAGAUACACCCAGCAGCACAGAGACACCCAGCAGCACAGAGACACCCAGCAGCACAGAGACACCCAGCACAGAGACACCCAGCAGCACAGAGACACCCAGCAGCACAGAGACACCCAGCACAGAGACACCCAGCACAGACACACCCAGCAGCACAGAGACACCCAGCAGCACAGAGACACCCAGCAGCACAGAUACACCCAGCAGCACAGAGACACACAGCAGCCCGGAGGAGCUCACUCCAGUCCGAGAGCCAGAUCCAGACCCCCCAACCGACAGAGAUACCAGCUAGCCCCCAGGUGGAGCCAGUACAAUCACUUUCAGGACCCUGGCUCAGGUCUGCCCUGAGUUAUGGUCAGGGUUUGAGAGAGGGACAGGGGAUCGGAGGGAGAGAGAGAGGGAUUUCUACUUUGUGAUUCAUCUCUCUGACAGGCAGGGUUAGACAACUCCUGGGCACUGAUCCAUCCGGUCAGCCCUCUGGCAAGCCAACUACAGGAGAUGUAGAGUAGGUGAAAAAUGAGAUCUGGGUGUCAGUUGGAAUGUGACUGAGAUGAGAGGAAAGAAGAAGUAGAGAUCAGUUGAUAAAACAAAGGAGAAGAGGAGAAGAUGAUGACAGAGGUGAUUAAGUGUCUGAGAGAGCAAACCAGUGGGAUUAAGCAUCUCAAAUCCUAGGACGUAUUGACUCAGCGGAAUAAGAUUGGCUGCAUUCUCCCAUGGAGUGUUUGCAAGCAGGAGGGAGAGUUUGAGAGGUGGGGCUGCAGUUACUCUAGCCAAAUCAAGCUUGAAGUGUGCCACUUCAAACAUGCACUGGUCAGUGGAUUUACCUGUUUCUUGAUCUGUUUAUUUAGCUGGUUAAAUAAAAGAGAAACAUGU